Messenger RNA from Exophiala mesophila, 2704 nucleotides. RefSeq lists its product as uncharacterized. The record is from RefSeq and is a predicted model, not a curated record. Lineage: Eukaryota; Fungi; Ascomycota; Eurotiomycetes; Chaetothyriales; Herpotrichiellaceae. The transcript is spliced from 4 exons. The coding region runs from base 216 to 1898 and encodes 560 amino acids.
UGUAUGGCGCAUUUGAAAUUCCGAGGGCCGAGAAAUUCCUUUUUGGAGACAAUACGAUACUAGUGUACGAUCUAUGAGUCGAGAAAUUACAAACUGCCAUGUCGGAGCGUUUCUCUGUUUUUUCGGUUCUCGAAGUUGGACCUGAACUGCUGCUGCGAGUGGGACCUGUUGCGAGAUGAUGUGCCAGUGAUGGUGAAGAUGGUGUCUCCUGAGCCAUGAUCAAUCAAGCACUGGCUCUUGCAUUGCGAGAUGAAAGAGCAAGAAGAGGACGAGGACCAGGUCAAGGUCGAGGACGAGGAGGAGGGCGUGGGGGUCCGGUUGCAUCACUUCGUCAACGCAACGACAGCAUCAGCAGCCCUAGCAGUAGCAGCACAACGACCAGAAGCAGCAGCAACAGCAACAGCAACAGCAACAACAAUGUCCAGGGCCCAACCACCGAUGAUGACUCGGAUUUCAGUCGCUGUCCGUCACCUUUGUUGACCAUCAGCGGGGGAUAUCGAGUGGACCCAUUCGCCAGGUAUCCUGUUGAACGGCCAUCUCGAGGUGUCCGCCAUAUGAUCGACUACUAUGUCCACAUCUGGGCCCCACAACAGGUAUCGGCAGCGACUUUUCGAAGCGGCAAAAAUGCUCUUGUGGCUCUAGUGAUGCCGUUGGCCUCAGAAAGUCGAAUGCUCUUUGAGGCGACAAUUGCCUUGACUCGAGCCUCCUGGGUCAUUAGGAGAGGCUUGGAUCCUCUGCAAGAUAUGAUGAUGCUUCGCCAUCGUUCUAUGGCCUCUGAGGAUUUGCGCACAAGCUUCGACUGUCCCCAGCCUGUCUUGACUGAUACUGUCUUACUGACUAUGGCGACUCUGUUGACUAUGAAUUACAUGAUCAACGACGCGGUGGCAUUCCAAGUCCAUCUCCGCGCCUUGGAACAACUACUUCGUCAUGUCUCACACUCAGAAGAUGAAGAAGGUGGCGAAACGCGAGCUUUUGUACGCGGUCGCGUACUUGCAUUCAGCGUUCUCGCCUCCUUUCUCCAAGCAGAUCAACCCGCGUAUGCAACCAGGAGCCAAGUCGGCCACCGCAUCAGCACUUUGACCUAUCCAGACCACCCUUUUCUUCCUGAGAUCAGUGAAAUGGUCGCAAAACUCCCUGAGGGGAUUGCGGAGGUUGUCUUGAGUCAGAGUAUUGCAAUCGAGUUUAUUAGUUUCCUGGUCAGCUUGAAUGAGUUGUUUGUAUCUAUGUCGACACCCCAUCGUCAUCAUCACCAUCAUCAUCAGCAAGAACACGAAGUAUCGCCAACGUCAUCAUUCCCUCAACGAGCACCACCACCCUUAACGAUACAACGUGCGAUUUACGAUCUUCAGUGCCUGUCGGCAUUACCUCUGACGAUGAUUGAAAGGCAAUUGGUGAGAGGACUACUAGCGUUCUCGCUGCAUUUAUACAACGAGACAUCAUUCCGAAUCCCACUGGGCCGACCCCUGCAGCCGAUUGUGGAAGGUUUCAACCAAGAAGUGGACUUGACGCGCCAUCAAUGGAUUCAACGCUGUCUCCUCUGGUGUGGGAUAGUGAUUGCCAGUGCCUGGGAUCGACAAGAGGAUGCGGCGCCGCAGCAACAUGCACUGCUGGCGCGUAUUCUGUCUGAGGUGCCUGAAGCACGCUCUUGGGACGAGACCAGGGAUUUGCUGCGUCGGUUCUGGUGGGCCGAUUCGCUACAGGACGACUGGGAAUUGUGUUGGAGGGCUGCAUCGUUCAAACAGUACCGUCAGAGGCGAGGGGCUUCCUCGGCUGAAUCAAUGGCUGAGUUGAUCCAAACCACGGAACCGGGUCAUGUCUCGGAGACGACUUCCUCUGCUGGUGAUACAACUGAUCAUGGCCCUUCUGGUCGUCUCUUGCGAUGGAGUUCGGGAUCUUAACGCCUUUCUCGAGCGAGGGAGAAGUCAAUAGGGGAAAUAGAUCGGCGGGAAAAAGAGGCUUGGUCACAACGAUCCCUCAUGAGGGCAGAUGGAUGAUGAUCGACUCGAUAGGGGUCGAUUUUGCCUGCCAGUGCCAUGUUAUAUGCAUCAACAUCGUGCCAUUACCUAUACUGGACAGCAUCUACUGGGGAGACAUUUGUAUCUGCAGCUGCAUCUGACUCAUGGCCUAGUCUGACUCAGGUCCAUGCACGAAAACAACGAUUGACAAGCCAACGCCUGGGCUAUGAUUCUCACAGAAGUCAUGUGUUGAGGUGACUUGAUGACCUGAUCGUGUUCAGGUGGUGAAUGGUGGAUAUCCUUGGGAUACAGGCCCCAGUUAAGCAUGCGUCAUCUAUCAUGGCUCAUAUCAGCCACGAGUUCAUGCAUGCUAUUGGACUUUGCUGGUUGGAUUUAACUGCGGGAGAACACCUUGACGGCACCGUCGCCUCCACAGCUAAUCACCCAUCGACCAUCAGGACUCCAUAUCACACUGCAUACUCCUUCACCUCUCAUGAUCCGGUGACUGGAGAUCUCUUGUGUACAACUUCGCUUUUCCAGCGACCAAAACCGUAAACUGGCGUCAUGUCCGCCCGACACUAACUCUUUGCCAUCUGGACUCAAUGACAGCGACGAGAUAGCCGCGGGAUGAGCGAGCAUGUCAUAUGUGCAUUGCCCUGCCUUCCUAUUAGUUAUCAGGCACCUCAAGAUGACUGCCACCAAGACUUACCACUAUUAGCAUCAAAGAAUCGAAUAAACCGGUCCUCGUA